Molecule: messenger RNA, 585 nt
Organism: Prunus armeniaca (apricot)
Lineage: Eukaryota; Viridiplantae; Streptophyta; Magnoliopsida; Rosales; Rosaceae
Source: the annotation of a GenBank genome assembly
AUGGCCAGAAUCCCAAACCCAAAUGUUGUGGUCCAGCAGCUAAACCUCCCUUACCCUCCACCAGGAUUGGCAUGGCCAUAUCUAGAGAACGCUCUCAUCGCACAGAUAGCUGGAAUACCAGGGCAUGGAGAGAUCCAAGCUGGACAGAGGGGAGGAGCCCCUCCCAUCCCGGAGCAUGAGGUUCCAGCCCGGCCAGAAGGCCCUGCACUAGUUCAGGUUCCCCAGAAUCAACCAGAACUUCCACCUAUUCCACAACCUGUGGCCCCUCGUGAUCAACCCUUGGUACUUCUGCCUGAAGCACCAGCUGUGUUGCCCUACAGACCCAGAAGGAUGGAUCCCAAUCCAUUCCCUCCACCAGCAAGAGGCAGAAGAGGCAGAGGGGGAAUCAACCCCUUUGCCAACAAUGACAAGAAUAGACUGGGGGCAAAUUGGAGGAAUCAUCCAGAUCUUGAAGAAGAGGAAGAACACAAGGAGGAAGUUCUGCCCAAGCCAUACAGAUUGGAGCACAGAAUUGACCACAUCCAGCCAGAACAAGGGCGGAAUCCACACCCUAACAAUGCUUUAAAUGACAUGGGGGCGCUAUAA